This is a messenger RNA of Phaeodactylum tricornutum CCAP 1055/1, 574 nucleotides long. RefSeq lists its product with no specific name. The coding region runs from base 143 to 574 and encodes 143 amino acids. The record is from RefSeq and is a predicted model, not a curated record. The transcript is spliced from 2 exons. NCBI's taxonomy places the organism in Eukaryota, Bacillariophyta, Bacillariophyceae, Surirellales, Neidiaceae.
CGUUCGUCAAGGCCUACCAGCGUGUGGAACCUUUCCGUGCCACGAUUUUAAUCCCAUCGUGUCUCUCGCACGCACAACGCACGAGUCCAAAUAGAUUCCAUCGUCGAUCAUACAUUGUCACACACUGUCACACGUCAUCAAGAUGCACCCCGUUCGAUUCUACGGGGCGUGGUGGCUCGGCUGGUAUCUGUUUCUAUCGCUGUCCAGCGCGAGACGGGUGGACGGCUCGCGGAGUUACGGUCUUUUCUCGGCAGCGGCGGCUUCGUUGAUUGGCGGCGCCGAAAGCCACAACACUGAUUCGUCGUCCUGGUUCGACGACAUGGCGUUCGAGGACGCAUCGGUAGCCGCGCAAAUCCCAGUAGACGACGUGGCUACGGGAGAACACCGGAUUCCUUUUCUACGACCGAGGGCAUCACCUUCCCUCGGGUCGGCACGUAGUCACGGCGGGCCCUUGUGCACUUCGGUACCACUCGCUGCCCAGCAAAAACCAAGAAACGAUCCUUGGAGUGCCAGCGACGAGGAAGACGAGAAUUGCGAAUCGGACGGUGAAGGUCUCGAUAUGUCUGGCGUGUAG